This is a messenger RNA of Cercopithifilaria johnstoni, 1383 nucleotides long. The record is from the annotation of a GenBank genome assembly. NCBI's taxonomy places the organism in Eukaryota, Metazoa, Nematoda, Chromadorea, Rhabditida, Onchocercidae.
AUGCAUAUACUAUUGCUAAUUACUCUAUUUACAUUAUUAAAAUAUUCCAUUGCUAUUCAAUAUAAGAUUCGCCUUCCAUUUUGUAAUCGAGCGCCUAAUUCAGCGCUUCAAAUUGUUUGCUCACAAUUAAAGAAAUGGGAUACAGCUGCCAGGCAACAUCAUUCGACUUCGCUGAAUGAAUCAUCAUCAUCCUGGAAUUCACAAACAAUCUGGUCUAUUAAUCGAUCCAGAUGGACAAAUAAUUUCCAAAGUUGGACUAGUUGGUCUUCAUGGUCUUUACCUUAUAGUAUGCCAUCACAAGAAGUGCAAUACCUCACAACACAUACCGGUGAUAAAUCCCCACUCAUUAUGAGUCAUCAUGUUAAUUUGCCCAUACCUGCUGAACUAAAAAGUAAUUUCAAGGCUGAAAUGUAUGGCCCGAAUGAACCGAAACGAAUGGCAUUCGAAAUAGAAUAUGAAAUUUCUUCCCUUCCUAAGCAAGCUAGGCCAAUUCGUACACAGACUGGACAAAUGAUCAAUGCGAUGACAUCUUCUCCAUGUGCAACUUCAUCAUUAUCAUUAUCACCAACAUUUAAUCCACCACAGCAAAUGUUGAAAAAUAAAGAUUUCAUACGCGACAAAAGCGGUGUGCAAGGGCCAUUUUCACCCAGUACCAUUAAAAAGGAUUUGUAUACAAUGGAACAGGAUACAGUUGGUCCACCAGGUCAACAACAACCUAAUAAUUUGUUUCGUAAACAAUUUUCAUCAUCGCCAUCCUCAUCCUCACCUGUACAACCAUCAUCAAUAAGAAUAUCAGAUCGAUCCAAUGAUUCACCGGUAAUUCCGACUGUAGCACAAAGCAGCAAACAGUUUAAGAGAAAUCAAGCAAAUGUGAUAAAAUCGCCACCGCGAAUUUUGAUGAAUGAUCAACGAAUGAAAGCUUUAGCAUGUAUGGAUCUCAUCUGUUUAUGCCCAUUUCUCAAUGGUUCACUAAGAAAUUUGGAAUGUUUCCUAUCAAAUGGUAAAAAACUUUCAUUGGCUAUUCGUAAAGAGUAUAGACAAUUAAGUACAGAAGAAAGAGAACGAUUUCAUAAUGCUUUAAAUCAAUUAAAACGAAGUGGUGAUUAUGAUAAAAUUGCCCAGUGGCAUUCAGAUCCCGAACUAAGCGGUGGAGCACAUUCUGGCCCAGCUUUCUUACCUUGGCAUCGGGAAUAUAUCAAAAGAUUAGAAAUUGCUCUUCGAAUUAUUGAUCCAGAUGUAUCGCUACCGUAUUGGGAUUCAACGCUUGAAAAUGCAAUUCCAGAAAGCACAGAUACAAUAUUGUUUAGUAAGGAAUUAAUGGGAGAGAAUGAUAAAAAUGGUAAUAUAAUUAAUGGUUUCAUCUCCCAUUGGACAACUUCUCAG